Messenger RNA from Xyrichtys novacula (pearly razorfish), 14969 nucleotides. Lineage: Eukaryota; Metazoa; Chordata; Actinopteri; Labriformes; Labridae. The record is from the annotation of a GenBank genome assembly.
AACCAUAACACCGGAAGUUUAACGUAACGGUCAAGCGGAACGAAAGACAACAACGUUUGAAGCAUAAAAUGUGCGGGGUAAGAGUUUUUGCGAUUAAAGUUAUUUAACUCAUACAUAUUUUGUUUGGGUUUUUUUAAUGUACGAACAGUUUCUCAACUCUAAAUAUCCUUUCGGAAAUUGAGACUAUUUCUGUGCUUGUUGUGUUAGCAUUAUGCUAACGAGUGAGCCAGACCUCUGAUACUCUCUCUGUCUUUACAGGAUUUAUCACAUAAAUAAUCAUGAAUAUGGGAUAAAGUUUAAGGUUUUCACUGCCUGGAUGCUCGAAUGAACAACAUUUAUUGACAGAAACACUCGGUUUCUAAACAUUAGCGCCAUGAAUCCUCCAAAUCCGUUUGGGAGUCCACAGGGUGGAGCUUUCCAGGCUCCAAACAACACCGUGAGGACCGGUUUGUUUCAGUCUUUUGGUGCCCAAAACUCCGCUAAUCAGCCCCAAAAUAUGAGCUUUUUCCCUUCAUCAUCUGCAUUUGGACAGCCGCCUGUCUCAAACCAGCCUGUGAGUCAUGGAAACCCCCUCUUUGGUCAGGGUCCUGCCUUUGGACAGUCUUCACCACAGUCCUCAUCUCUGGCCACCAUGAGCCAGACUCCAGCCUUUGGACAACCAUCUCUGGGAAUGAGCAGCUCAGGUUUUGGGGGUACCACAGCACCAGCUUUUGGACAAACUAGUGGACCGAGCCAGAGUUCAGUGUUUGGACAGGCACCUGCGUUUGGACAGUCUUCUGCGUUCGGUCAGGCUCCUGGAUUUAAUCAGCAGCCACCCAGCUUUGGUCAACAGUCUUCAGGGUUUGGAAACACCCAGGCGUCCUCAGGCUCCACUACAACCUUGGGGCAACCUCAACCAUCGAAUUUUGGACAGUCUCUGUUUGGACAGCCAUCAUCUACCAGCGCCACCACCACUGUUUUCGGCUCUGCGCAGAGUGUGACCCAGAGCAGAGGCUUUGGAUCAACUGAAUUCAGUUUCAAGCCUGCUAAUGAGGCGGUCUUCAAACCCAUCUUUAGUGCGAGCCCUGAGCCCGCCAACCCUCAAACUACUUCCAUGUCCAGCUCCCCGUUUGGCAACACUGGGUCCCAGACAAGCUCCAUCACCACAAGUGCUACCAGCACCACCUCUGCAGGCUUCUCUCUGUUGUCUGGAGCCAAGUCUGGGCCGCUCGGUUUCAGCUUCUCACAGCCAGCUGCAGCCCCGUCUAUCUCUGCUCAAAGCAAUCCACCAACAGCUAGCAGUACCGGUGCUUCUGCCGGCACCUUGCAGUUCACUUUCUCUCAGCCAGCUGCCCCCUCGAGCUCCAGCACUAAGACGACAACCACCCAGCCAACAACUCCUUCAUCUUUUAGCUUCUCGGCCAAAACCGUCCAGGCUCAGGACGCACCGCUUUUUGGUCAGUCAUCAGCUUUUGGUGACAACAAGGCCAAGGCAGAGAGCAGUACAGAGGAGAAGGGGAGCAACCUUGAGUCUCUAGGGGAGACAAAUGUAUUUGCAAGAUUAGGCAAAGGCACCAAACGCAAGGAAGAUCCAGCUGUACCUAUCGUUGGCCAGGAAAAGUCCACCACAGAGGCAGAUGCUCCAGGAGAAGCCGAUUCACCAAGACACCCUUCGAAGAGGCCCCUAAUGAGAUCUAGAGGUCCAGCAGGUGGAAUAUUUGGCAGGGCUAUGAGUGGCAUUCGUAAAGAUGUUGUUAACCCAGUGAGGCGAGAGGCUGUGAAGGAGACAGAGAAGGAAGGUGUCCAAGCUCAGGGGGAGGACUUACAAGCUGCACCCCCAACAAGAAGCAGGGAUGUUGUGGAAAAAGUAGAAAAAGCUGAACGGUCCGGUAAGACGAACAAAUCCAAUUUUUUUUACUUACUUUGAAUUUGAGAUUUAAAAAAAUAGAUUUAGUCAGAAGUACAGAAACUCUCAUCUUUCUGAAUUCAAAGACUGGAUUGAAUUCACCUUUAAUCUGCUGUUUCAUGCCAGGCUCACCAGGAAGCUCAGACCCGCAUCCAGAGACCACAACCCCUGUGAAACGUGGCGUACGCAGGGAGAGCUCAGAGAGCCUGAGCGGCACGUCUCCCACCGACUGCACUGCCAUCGUGUGCAAAAACCUUCCUCUAACUCUGAACAAGGGGAACAUCCUGAAGAAGCACUUUGGUCAUUUUGGAAAAGUCUGGAAGGUCUACUGCCAGACCAACAAGAACUCAGCCAUCAUUCACUUUAACGACCAUGUGAGUCUUACCCUUCAUUUUCUUCCCUUCUUUACCUCAUAUAAGAGAUCUGUCGUUUACUCAAGUAACUUUCAUGUGUUGCUUAAAGUCUUUGUCUGCAUCUUUGUGUUGCUAUAAACUCAUUUCUCUCUCUGUCACUGGUGACUGUCGUCUCUUUCAGGCGUCCGCAGCGAAGGCAAAGAAGAAAGGCAAAGUCCUGCAGGGACAGGAGCUCUUCCUCUUUUGGAGGAGAAAGAACCAGAGUAAAUGAAACACAUUUUCUAUCAGACCUUUUAUGCUUUUUAAAAAAAAACAAUAUUAGGAUUACUUCAGGACCUGUGUGAUGAUCAAAAAUAUUGCUGUUGAUUGACCUCAUUUUUUUCGCUAUGUAUGGACGUAAAAAUCUCUGAGUCUUAGUUAAUUACUUCUUCUGUGUUUGUCUACAGAAGAUCCAGCGGACAAAGGAAGCAGACCUGCAGCAGGAAAGGAGGAGGAGGCAGAGGUGGAAAGUCAGGAGGAAACUACGUCUAAGGUUACUUCAUUUUCGUUCGGAAGACCUGAAUUCAGACCUCAAGCAGUCAGCAGCUCGGCUUCACUCAGCCGCGGGUAACAGAUGCUUUUUAUUCAUCACUGACUUUAAAAUAUUAUUGCUAUCGAAAAUAUGUAAACCGUUGGACACCCUCUGAAUGCUUUACGUUUUCAUGACAGCUCUCCGGUGAAGAAGUCGUCCUUAGCAAAGUCGCUGCAGUUUGACGCCGAACCACCAAAAGAGAGCAGCACAGAGGCUUCGAGUGCAGAGCGCCCGGUCCCCUCGUCCCUCCUCCACCUCAUCGGCCAGGUGGCUGACACCGCCGAGGACAAGUACCGCUUCUUGGAGCAGAGAGACAAGAUCCUCCGUCAAGGUUAAGCCGCCUCUCAGACUGGUGUCAAUCUGCUUUAACCAACACCUCCAAACAUGAGAGACACUUUUAACUGUGAGUGUUUUACAUCCGAACAGGUCGGCCCAAGAGGACAGACCUGGUCCUGUCCAAGGUGUUUGUGGGGACGUGUCCUGACAUGUGUCCAGAGAAGGAGCGGUACAUGAGGGAGACACGGAAACAGCUGAGCUUAUUUGAGGUCACCCCUGACACUGAAACGGUAAUAAUGCGUUCACGCUGAAGGAUACAGGAUACUAUUGUGUUUGACUGUAUAGCUGCAUUUGUAGGAUACUGGUAUGAGGAUGGUAUCUUGGUCUUUCUUAGGUGGAUCACAAAGCAGCCAUCAAGGAGUACAGUCGAUCAUCAGCCGACCAGGAGGAGCCCCUGCCUCAUGAGUUGCGCCCUCUGCCCAUACUGAGCAUGACUAUGGAUUAUCUGGUGACUCAGAUCAUGGAUCAGGGAGAGGACAACUACAGAGAGUGGUACGACUUUGUCUGGAACAGGACCAGGGGGAUCCGUAAGGUAAUUAUUGGAGGAGCUGAGGAGUGUCCACGUUGUUGAUUUGAUUGUCUCGCAUGAGUUGAAUCUACCUGCUGGAUUAAGAACGACUGUACAAACAUAUUUCAUUGUUUUAAUUCCCUAAAUAUUGCGCUACAUUUCAUUUUAAGAGCUGCUGAAGUUUGACUGUAAGUUCACUUUUGUAAAAAUCUCCUCUGAUCCACGCCCACAGGACAUCACCCAGCAGCACCUCUGCUGCCCCGACACCGUGUCGCUGAUUGAAAAGUGCACGCGCUUCCACGUGCACUGCGCUCACCACCUCUGCGAGGAGCACAUGUCGUCUUUCGACGCAAAGAUCAACAACGAGAACAUGACCAAGUGUCUUCAGAGCCUCAAAGAAAUGUACCAGGACUUGGCCGCCGACCAGGUCUACUGCACCAGAGAGGCGGAGUUUCGUCAGUACAACGUGCUGCUCAAACUCAACGACGGUGACAUCCUACGGUCGGUCAACUUAAACACACAUGAUUCAAUAUGUUGGUUAAAAUACUGUCACAUGUUUAAGGUGUGAAUGUUGUUUUCUUGUCCUUGCAGUGAAGUUCAGCAGUUUCGAGACGAGGUGCGUAGGUCCCCCGAGGUGAAGUUUGCCGUGCAGGCGUUCACCGCCGUCAACAGCAACAACUUUGUGCGCUUCUUCAAGCUGGUAAAAGGUGCUUCAUACCUCGCCAGCUGUCUCCUACACAGAUACUUCAACCAGGUUAGUAACUGAUGAAAAACCCUCUUAAUAGAGCAUGAUGUGUUCUCAAACAUGUUAAAAACACGGACAGCUGUUGUAACUAAACUACUGUGUGAACAAUAUGUGGAAAUAUGAUCCAACAGAGCAGGUCAAGACUGAAAUGUUGGUGUUUGUGUUUGUGUGCAGGUCAGAACGAAGGCCUUGAAGACCUUGAACAUGGCGCACACCAUCGGUCCACGCUCGACUGCGUUCCCAGUCGACGACGUGGUGCGAAUGUUGAUGUUUCAGAACGCCGAAGAGGCGACUGACUUCAUCCAGCAGUACGGCCUCAACGUCCUCGAUGGGUGAGUAACUGCUGGUAGUCUGAUCGAUACAAACCUGAGAACAUUUAGUUGAUGAAGAAGAAGAAGAAUUUCUGACUGGAGAUGAUUUUUUUUCUUCUCUGUUAUAAAUGUUCAAACCGCUUCGUUCACAGUAUGGUGGAGCUGAGCCGCACGUCCUAUCAGGAGCCAGACCUGCCUCUGUCCCAGAAGAAGUCGGAGGUCAUCCUGGCGAAGAAAAACGUGCUGAUUGGAGAGGUGGUGAACGGAGGCCCCCUCCCGAGUCCUCCUCUGCACACCCCCGUCCUCAGCUUCGACUCCAAUAACAAGUAUCGUGGUGAGGGCCCCCAGGCUGAGCCCGCUACCAGCCAGUUUAGAGGUACUGGGUCCAUUUCUCUAAGUUCUGGGUUUUAUUCUCUCAGUGCAGAACCAGAACCGUCCUCUCUUUAUCUCCUCAGCUCUCGCUCCAGCGUUGGAAGUUAAAACUCCUCCCAGCGUAGAGUUAGUGACACAGAUCACGCCGGCUCAGGGUUCGGACCUGCCCUCUGCGUUUGGGUUACCUCCUGCUGUUACAGAUGAGACUGGAGAGCAGAACCAACCUUACCACAGCCCGGCACGACCAGCAGACACUCAGCAGCUUUUCCAGCCAAUAGCUCAACCUCAGCCUGUCAAACCUCCAUCACCUCCACCCAAACCGAAGCCUGUGUACAACAAUGAGGUGAGCAACAUCUCCUUUUACCCUGAUCUGUGUUUUUAUCGCUGUCUGAAGAACUAUGAGAAUAACCGUACCAUCCUCAAACUGGACCAACCACAGAUGAGUCUAGAAGAAGCAGAAGUUCAUCAGUUUUAAUGUUUGAUCACAUUUUAUGAAACACAUAACUUAAAAAGAAGUCAAAAGCGUUGACUAACUGAACUUUUCUCCAAGCUCUCACUCGACAGUCACUGAGCAGCUCUUGUUCUCCUCUCUCAGGACAUCAUGGCCGUGCUGGACUGCGUGAUUGAAGAGGUGGUUGCAGCAGGAGCGAGGGAGGUUGCCGACGCCGGUGCCAGCUAUGCCACAACAGCUCUUGUGUAAGAUCCAAGCCUCACCUUCAUUUCAUGAGAGUAUCCCCGAGUUUAUUUCAUGUUCCCCUUUUUUUCCUUUUUCCUUUUUUUUGCACACCUGAGUUAUGAAGUUCACAGAAACAGGACAGUGGCAGGAGUUAGCAUGAACGAAAGCAAACUCUGGCAGUCCUUUCACCUCCUCUUCUUUUGCAGGGAGAGCAGUGUGCAGGUGGAGUCUCUGGUGGGUGAGGUGAUGGAGCAGAUGCUGCAGGAGAUGUCCUCCGCAGAGAUCAAGCAGGAGGAGGAGCACGUGGCCGAAGAGAAACGAAAGCUUGAAGAAGCCAGGUUAGUCUGGAUUAUUUUGCUUGAACAUUUUUAUAAUCCAGAUUUAAUAACAGACAAACGACUCACCAACCAAACUCACUUCUUGUUUCUUUUUCUUUGUCUUGUUGUAGGAGGAGACAUGAGCACGAGGCCUUCCUGCUUCAGUACAGCUCCUCUCUCUGCACAGAGCUCAUCCAUGAAGUCCUGGAUGAGACCAUCAAGGAGACCUCCUCCUCUGAGAUCCAGUAAGACUCUCAAACUCAACCCCAAGUCUAGUCUGGUCUAAUAUGAAUAACCCAGGGAGUCAAAGUUCUUUAUAAUAGAGUGGUCUUAAAGAGUUUCACUGACUUCAGAUGUUCUUCUUGUUUUCAGACAAGCAGUGAACGAGAAAGCAGACCGUGUGGCUAAAUGCACCGAGGAGGUCUGCAGCAGUCUGGUGGAGGAGACUUUGAGUGCAGACAUUUCUCUGUUGGUGGAAGACAUCCUGGAGGUCGAGCUGCAGCGCAUCCACAAAUACAUCAAGAGGUGAGAAAAGUAAAACAGGAAAGUCUGAGAAUUAUCAUGUUUACUCUGUUUACGUGUCCUCUUUAGAUUUAACCUUUUCUUCUCCAAAGGUGGCGAGACGUGGUGGCGGUUCGUCGUCAGCUGAAGAGACAGAUGCGGGGUUUCCCUGCCGCUCCCUGCUUUGUGGACCCUCAGUUCAAACUCAAGGCUCUGGCCCCCAGUGCCCCUGCAAAGCCCUCUAUGGCCGAUCUGGUCCGCGGUGUCGUCAACCUGGGCAACGCCGGCACCCUGGCUAUCUCCAGCACCAGGUAUCUCCAUCUUUGUCACGGUUCGAUCUGAGUGAACAUGAAGAUUUAUUCAAGAUAGGAUCGAGUAUCAAACAUGUCUGUCUGUAUUUUCUGCAGGUUGUUGAAAACGAGGCAAGAAGCGAUCCACCAGAUGAGAGUCCACUACUUCUACCAGCUGCUGCAGGAGUAAGACACCACAGUCUGUUUUCAUGAGACGGUGUUUCAUCUCAAAGGAAGAACAAAGUUUUGAUGCUGUUUUUUUUCCCACUCAGUGAGGCAGUUUGGGCGCCACUCGACCUGCCAGCCCUGGUGACACAAAACAUCCCAAACCCACCAGAACGCAUCUUCUGGAAAGCCGUUCUCCUCCUGCCGAGUGAUCACGAGAGUGUCGCCAGCGAGGCCGACAGGUGAGCAGCGUUAACGUUUUAUCAAUCAUCCUCUCCUUUUGGAAAGAGUGAGUCAUCUUCUGUCUGUCGUCCACAGGAUCCUGUCAGAUUGGCUGGAGGUGAAGCUCAGCGGAGGGAAGAUGUCAGAGACCGGCGAGGAGCAGCCAGGCGACGCCCUGCAGACCCUCUGUGUCAUGAACACACUCCAGGAUCACGACCAACAAACGCACAAAGUCCACAUCAGCGUCAAGGUGGGAUCACGCUGCAGCCUCUAGAGAUGUUUGCUGUCAGUAUCAUGAAAAGACGAAUCUGACGUUAUCACUCUGUCCUCCAGGCGUCUCGAGGUCCUCUGAGCGAAGACUGUCUCUCCAAAGUGGAGGAGUGCUGCGAGCUGCACGGGGCAGGAGCUCUGAUCACGCUGCUCCCCGCCAUCCCCGUCAUGGACCCCGGUCAGGACGAGCAGGAUGUCCCUCUGCUGUCUGCUCUGCUGCAGCUCAAACAGCUUCAGCAGGUCAGCACAUGGCACUGCCCGCUGCCUCUGGUCAUACUGGUGCCUGGACCCGACAGAGGCGACGGACACACUCAGAAACUGGAGGAAGGUAAAGAAAGCUGCGGUUUAGAUAUCUGAGUUUUAAAGUUUUAAAGUUUGGUGUAUAAACGUAAAAUCUCUGUUUGUCCCUCAGCCCUGAUGCUUCACACGCUCGUAGAAGAAGGCGUGAUCUCAGAGUACACGUUCAUCUUCAUACCAGAGACCACCAGUGACCUUCAGGGAUCCAGACAGGUACCUUUACAUUUCCAUGCAGUGACACUUACACCUCAGAAAACCCCGUCGUCUCUGUCAAACAUUUAAAACUUUUACAAACAAGCGAAGAAUCCAGAGUUCAUAUUUGAGCUUCAUUCUGGUCUCUACUCUCUCCGCUCGCUCUCCUCUGAAUUAUUUUAUCUCAGCACUUCAAAUAGAUUCAGAUAAAACAUUCAGAGAGUAAAGAGAGACACUUCUCUCUGGUCCUCAGUGAUCAUGGUUAAUAGAUCAAUAAAUCUGUGAAGGGCUGUGGGAAGUCUGCUCUUCAUUUACUGUUUAGAAGUUGUCAAAUAUUUCUCAUAUGAACUCUCUCUGACCUCCUUCCUCUGACCUCCUUCUGUCCUCAGCUCAGCCGUGCCGUCCGUUGGCUGCUGGCUCGAGCCCCCCCACUCUUCCCCCUCUCCUGUCAGUCCCUGGUGCAGCUCGUCGAGGCCAGCCUGAGUCGGGAGUUCGGUCCCAGAGUUUUCGCCCAGCGGCAGGAGCGAGCCGCCGCGCACCUCCCCCCUCAGGAACCUGCGCCGGUCAUCCAGCUGUACAACGCCGUCCUGGCUCACGUCGCAGACAGAGUGUCGUCUCAGGAGCUCAGCAGGCUAUCGUGGCCGCCAUGUGAGUUCUGCCUGCCGGAAAACAGAGACUUCGUGCCUCAUCUGUGCUGGAACUCUGCACCGCACCUCAGCUGGCUGCGUGACGCCAUCCUCAGCCUGCAGCUGCCGCAGUGGGAGACGCCGUCUGCUGCAGGUCAGUGACACAGACGUCAGGGAGUGAAUGAACAGGAGACCCGGUUGGGAAGUCAAACAUAGCUGGUUCUGAAGGAGGGUAUAAUAACAAACAGCAGGCUGGUUAAAAAUAAUCAUGAACCUCUUCUCACUCUUUAAUCGUCUCUUCUUCUCUCUCCAGAUUCCUGGUCUGAGAUCUGCUCCUCCAUCUUCCUCUACACUGCUCAGGUUCCCGUCUCCCCCCGCAGUCAGCCCCUCCUGAUGUCCCGCCUGGAGAACCUUCUGGAAAGGGUCAGGCUGAAGGGUCACCAAACCCCUGGAUCCAUUAAUAUCCCCUGGGACGACGUGCUGGUGAUUUGCAUCGACCACAAACUGAAGGACUGGCACUUUCCCAGACCGCCAGUCUGUGAGGGUGAGGACUCUGCGGGUCAAACUGACACUGAUCUGGACUACAGACGGUGUUCGGCUUUAAAAUGUAAAUGUUUGUUUUGUUUUCUUGUUGUAGAUGCAGUAACAGAGCACGGAGAGGUCCUGGUUUACUUCCAAACAGAGUCUUUGAACCGUUUCCAACCUCCUGAAGAGUGGACCCAGGCGGUCCGACGAACCCACAGAGAGAAACACCAGGAGAGGGAGGAGUAAGAAAAACCUUAAAUUAGUAGAAAUGAUUAACUCAGUUCAGUUUGCAGUUUUAAUUCUUCAGUCAAGCAGCGUCUUCUCUAAUGUAGCAAAGCAGAUAUCUUAGGAGUAAAUGAGUUUAUUUUAAGGACAUUUUUAUGAGAAAGCGUAGAAAAUAUAAAAUAAAACCAAAACCAGACAAGUGUUGAGAUGAGAUAGUCAAGUCAGUCUUUACAGAUGUCUAGACUGAUCUUCUUAAACUAGUUUCUCAUCGAGUUUCAUACCGACGCCUCUUAACUCAUCUUCAAACUCGGGGGAAUUCCUCCUGAACUAGAAACACAAAUCUACAUCACACUGUUCACUUUCAAAGUGACGUUCAGUACUAAGAGAUGAGGUCGGACUUGUCAUCUCUGGAGGUGUUUGUGGUUUUCAGACCUUUUAAAAAACUUAGUCAUAUUAAAACUCUUUCUUACGUUUUCUCUUCGUCUCCAGAGCGAGCGCAGCCGCCUACUCUCCCCCCUCCAGUCUGUCUCUGAGGAAGAAUUUGUUCCACAGUUUUCCGGGCCCUCGGGAGGACUCGAUGACCCCGCUGGACAUCACACACACCCCGUCAUCACAGGAGCUGAAGGUCCACAGAUUCCGGAAGAGCUUAAAGGAGGAGACGGCAGAGAGCAAAAGGUACAGACAGAACUUAAAGACGUUUAGUCGCAUCAGAAGUUCAUGAUUGAACCUUUAAAGGAAACAGAAAAAGCAGAAAAAGAGAAGUUUGUCUCUGAUCAAUCAUGAAUGAAAGGACUGGAACCUAUUUUAGUUUCAUAGUUUAAGGUCAUCUGUGACAAACAGCCGGUCAGUGGUCUCCUAAAAUAAGUGUUGAGGAUGUGAUGGUGAGGAGACUUCCCAGAGUUUGUAGAGACUCAGCUGAGUUUAAUUUAGCCGGGAAAUGUUGCUGAGUUUGGCUGCAGCUGCUCACGUGCCGUGCAUCCUGUUACAUGUGGAGACUGUCAGCAAGAGAGGACUUAACUUACAUCAGUCCAGGAACUUUUAUGUCUGUAAUCGAAUCAAAACUUUAACUCUGUCCACAGAAGUAUGGAGCAGCUUCAGCGUUGGCUGGAUGGAGACCCUGUGGAACAAUUAUCCACACCGCUCUUCAUCCCGUCUUCCACCCUGCUGACCAUGCCCACCAUAAGACACCUGUCCACAUCCAGAACUCAAGACUCCACACCCACACAGGUAACCCACAGCCCACUCAGUGCACCUGUUGUCUUCGUGAAGUUGAAAACUGGAGUUACUGUCUGUAACUUUCUCUGCAUAAAAAUGAAGAUACAAGAAAAUGAAUUCUACGUGAUUCUGAAGUGAUCACCCUGAUGUGAUUUUAUUUACUCAGCUGCAGACGACAGUAAUUCAUAAUCAAUAAUAUCUAAAUGCUGUGACCUAGAAUUCCAGCAAUCAUAAGUUUUUAUCAUUUUGCUCCUCCAGCAGCCAGAGCCUGAGGAUGACGAUGAUGAUGAUCUGUCGGAGAGAGCAGACUGGCCUAAAACCCCGCCCGUAUCGUUGACAUGGCGGCUGAGGGAAUUACAGCGCCAGAUUUCGGCGGGCAAAGAGGAAGAGCUGGCCUGCAGUCUGACGCUGAACGGCCUGCUGAGCAUCGUGGACGACUGAGGGACUGCUGGAGGAAGUUCAUUAACUCAAACUGCUUUGUGGUUUUUCGUUUGUAUCAUAGAGACUAAUUUAAAUUUUAUAUCAGUUUUGUUUCAGUGAAUUCUGAAUGUGUGUUGGAGAAAGUUCAGUGCCUAACAUCAUGUCAUAAACAUGAGACAUGAACUCCUGAUCUCUGUAAAUGCUGCUCCUCUCGUCUCUCUGAAGCCUUUUUCAUAUUGACCUGAUAUUUAUCCUCUCUCGGUGUUAAUAUUUCUGCUGUGCUGCAGUCUGAGGAGGUCACAGAGAUGUCAAAGUGUGUCUCAGUCUGUGUGAAGCACCGGUAUGACAGUUCUGCAGGAUGGUUUUGCAGUAUAAAAAGGGUUUUAAUCAUACUUAAUAAUUUGUUUUAUAUUUUUGUAAAAGCAGCUCUGAGUCUUCUGUGUUGAACCAAUUUUUCUACUGCUCAUCUAUGAAAUCGUGUCACAACCAAACUUUAAAUAAAAGUUAUUUUUCAUAAUAAGAAACCUUCUCAUUUGUCUUCAGGGUUUCCAAACUUUUCAGUCUUUAGGUGCCAGAUUUGUGACCCCCGCUGUCACAUCAGCGCACAAACAGACCGAUCUAAAGUGAACAUUACAACAACAACCAUGUUAUGAUUUAAAGGAACAGCAGACAUGUCUCUGUUUUUGUUUAUUUGAGUUUAUUUAGUAAAAUAUUGCCUCAAAUACAGAACACAACAAAACUUGCACAUUAGAGAUUGUUAUUGUCUGACAGCAAAGUUUGCUUUAGUUAUGACCUCUUCUUUAUAGUGUUUGUUUUUUCUUUAUCUUUUUUAACCCUAAAGCAAAAGUUUGAGAUUAGGUUAUCUUUACCUCGAACAGCUGGUGGUUUUAAAGCAAACACACAUUUGACACCAACCUUCUGAUUACAAACAACAUGGAGGCCGUAAGAAGUGCAGAUAGCAAAGGAGUGACUCAUCCAGUUUGCAUCUUUGGUCCAUCAUGAAGUCGGCGACUGUCCCUGAAUUCUUAGACUGACUCUUUUUGAUGCAUGCAGUAAAAAAAAAAAAAAAGUGCAGAGAUUAAAUUAUUAAACAUGAAGCAUAAACUGGGGCUGAGAAAACAGGAGAAAUGAAACAGUGACCGAUGAGAAACUCACACUUUUGGAAAAUUUCAGCAAAACUUCACACCUUAUAGUGGAUCAACUUUUAGUUACAGCUACAUCUAUGAUAAAUUAUCUAUAUUCAGGACAUAGACUUAUUAUUUUUUACUAAACACAGGAGAAAAUACACGUUACAUUCUUCAUUUUUGCUUUGGAUUAGAUCUGUGUGGAAAUACAUUCAGAGACACAUCUCUGGAGUAAAGGGAAUUAUUGCACAAGUCCAGGGCUGCUGUCAUACAUUUUCUUUGUGCUGUUGGAUUAUUCUGGAGAGGGAAAAUUAAGAUAUAAACUCAGCUGAUAGGGGACAAUGUUCAUAUACACUGUUUCUCUUGGUUUUAAGUGACAUAUUUAUCUGAUAGAUUGACUGAAUUACGGUCCCUGACAUGAGAUUGGAAAUCAUUUGUGGGAAAAAUGUUUUUUAUGGAGGUGAAAAUAAACCAGAUUUGAAAAUGCCAAAUCUGUUAUGCACUUCAUACUCUAUAGAGUGAAUUUUGGCGCCCCCUGUGGACUUUCUUUGCAGUUAUUUUAAAUUAUAUACUUUAUUUAUGGUUUAUUAUGCUGCUCUUUAAUGGAUAACUAUGCAAAAGCAAAAAGGCCUUUACCAAAUACGGGCGACCGGGUCAGUUGUCCUGGACCCGGGGUCUGAGGGGCUGAAGUGGACCCUCUGCUAACCCUGACUCUGUUUUUCUAAUUUACCUUAAAGGUGGGGUAGGCAGGAUCUCAAGAAGUUCCAGUUUUUAGGAGAAAUCUUGAAUGUAAACUCUACCCCUCCAAACCAGUUUUCCCCUCAGCUCCUCCUCUCCCCUCCCUCUCUGCUCCAGCAAGCCCCGCCCACAAACAGACGCUCCUGCUCGCUCGUAUCGUUCCAAUUAAAUUAGAUCAUUACAAAUGGGGCCCAGUCAAGGUGAAAGUCAAAAGCAUUGGUGCUACAUUAGACGCCAACAGACUACCAGCAAACACAAUGUUUGCAGGACUUCUACAACUAGGAUAAAGUGGCAUAGUCCAGGACCCGAGGGAGGACAGUUUAGCGAUGGCGCUACAACACGCUACAGCAGGUCCGUUUGACAAGAAACACUUCUGUUACAGACACUUGUCUUACUUUGUUAAAGCGGUUUACCUGUCCAGCAGAAAGGUUACAGGGUCUCUGGCAGGGGUGGGCAAUCAAGUGCCAUGGAGGGCCGAGAGGCUGCAGGUUUUCUUUCCAACCCAAAACUCCACCAGGUGAUUUCACUGAUUUACCUCCAAUCAGAGAGCAAGGACCAAUCAGUGAAAUCACCUGGUGGAGUGAUGAUUGCCCACCCCUGGUCCGCUAUUUACUUCGUUUUCUUGCUUGUGUUGGCAGUCGUGGCCAAAGGAGGAUUCAGACAAUUUUCCGAACUUUCUGGUUGGUUUCUACUGUCCGAUAUUGUAGCACGCUAACUUUGUUUGGGUUCCUGAACGACACGGGGGAGCAGCGUCUGCCUCACAACCAAUCAGGUCAGGGGAGGCGGGGAAUGGCUUUGUUUACAGUCAGAAUGAGCGGAGCGCUCAAAAUGUUAAAAUGUUGACUACACAGACAUAACAGAACACAGUGAUACCACAAUAUUCCCAAAUGUCAUCAAUAACUGAUAACUAUUGACUGAUAUUAAAAGCUUUUUGUAAAUACACCACAAAAAAAGUUGUUUCUUUAACAGAUUCCUGCCUACCCCACCUUUAACAUAGUGGUCAAAAACAUUUUUAUUAUUGGGUUGGCCUUUUACACCCUGUAAAUUCUUUAGGAUUAACUUGAUCAUCGUAUCAAUUUAGUAUUCAAGGGUACAAUAUUUAAAAACCUUCAAACUGGUGACCACUUUUACAUGUUUUAUCAUGUUCUGUCCUGUAAUCCAGCCCUCUGCUGGAAUAGGAUGAUUUUAACUUUUUGGAUGAAUCCGACUAAAAAGUCUGGAUAUCAUAUUUUAUAAUUAAAAUUAAAUAACCCGACUGUAUCCAGUUUCUUUACUUAUUUUUGAGCGGCACUGUUCGAAAGUCUGAGAAAACUGGGUUUGAUUACUGGGCCCUGCAUGCUGAACAUUUCCAACAUUAUAUUUUUAACAAAACCUGUAAAUAAAAAUGUAACUAUGAUGACAGAAACCAAAGGAAACGGCUCGCAUUUGUCCCGAAGCAUCAGCUAGCACAAUAUAGACGAGUUUCACGCUCUAAAAAGUCUCUGUGAAUAAAUACAAUCUGCUUCUGUUGCAAAUAUUUCCACUGAAAAAUACAUUUGGAGUACAAUCUGUCAAAAACUUUUCCCACCUGAAAAGUGAAGCUUUGUAAAACCUGCUUGAAGACCUCGCAAGCAAAGUUUGAGAACAGAUGCGUGAGCGUGGAGGUCGCACAGGCGUUAAACUGCAGCAGAGCCUGUGAGAGUAUACACAUCUACACAAUCAGAGACACAUUAUAAAGUUUAUAGCAUAAUGUCCACGCACCUCACUGACGCACUAAACUAACAGAAGUUUCCAUUAUGCGAAUAUAACCAGGCAGAGGAUAACAUAAAAACUGUGACGUAACUAAACUAGCACACUUGGAUACGGUCUACAUCCUGGAUACCACCAUGUGACACACAGUCCCCACAGAUUACAUGAUUUUUUUACUGUAAACAUGUAUUACAGAUAGCAUAUAGAGUAUAAUUUCUUUGAAGGGUAUUGAUAAGGUGCUCACUCAAACGUACAACAGAGGAGGAGUACAGCGAUGAAGCGGAGCGGUGAUGUACAGCGACAAAGCAAAGCAACAGCAGGCAGUAAAAUCCCCCCAACAUUUCAGACAGUUUGGUC